Molecule: messenger RNA, 2118 nt
Organism: Cladocopium goreaui
Lineage: Eukaryota; Dinophyceae; Suessiales; Symbiodiniaceae
Source: the annotation of a GenBank genome assembly
AGCACCCCUUGCGCUGCGUCUCCCGCAACGAUGGUGACGAAAGAUCCGGCCGCUAAGGAAGCAGGCCGCGGUGGACGUGCCGCUGGCGGCCGCGGCGGCCGCGGCCGUGAUGGCAAGGGCCGGGGCAAGGCGGCGGGCGAAAACGCCACGGCCAGGCGUUUACAGGAGCUAGAUGGGCAUUCGGUGGAAGCUGAGAGUAACUUCGAGAUCUUGCGCGCACAAAGGGCUCAGGCCCGUAAGGGCUUUAAGCAAUUCAAGGAUAUUCGUGAGAACGAAGGUGUGGAUGAAGACGAUCCUUUGAAUAGCAUCGACGACGGCAUCCGCCUGGAGCCGUUCAACAUGCGCCGCGAGAUGCGCGAAGGACACUUCGACGAGAGCGGCUUCUACGUCCUCAACAAGGACGAAGAAAAGAAGGUCACGGAUGCAUGGUUGGACACGGUGGACCAGGCGGAGCGCACGGCCACCUUCAUGGCGGCGGAGAAGCAGAACCAGGCCUCGACCAAGGCGCAGAGCACCAUCUCGGCGAUGGCCAAAAAUCUGGGGCCCGACUCGGAGGGCGAGGACGAAGAGGACAAAGAUGACAAGGACGAGGAGGACGAAGAGGAGAAGAAAAAGGCAGAAGAGGCGGCAAAGGCCCAAGAAGAGGAGCAGGAGAAAGACAAAGAAGCAGAAGAAAGCAGCAUCAUCACCAUGUUGGAGGAGCUCGUUUCCUUCCUGCAGCCCCUAGAGACUCCAGCCAUGGCCCUGUCUCGUGUGCGCCGCGGCACGCAGCCCAAGACAGAGCCGGCGCUGAAGACCCGCGCGCGGCUGCGGCAGAACCGUGCCGAAGUGGCACGAGUUGCGGUCACAGCGCAGGAGACCGACGCGGAUCGCAAACCCAAGAGGAAGAAAUUAAAUGAGUGGGGUGUCUAUGAGGAAGGUGCUGAAAAGGAAGCAGCAGCGCCAAGAUCGAUCCUGAUGGAGGAAGGGACCUCACCCCCCGCCACCGUGGAUACCGUGGACACAACGACAGCGGCCGCUCCUGCCACAACGACCGCCCCAAGCAGCGAGACGGUCAAUACGGCACCUGUAGUUGCGGCCGGAGACGAGGUCAACAGUGCGGAACCGGAGUUGGCCAAGGCCGAGGCGGCGCGCGCGGCCGCAGCGGCGGCAGUGAAGGCCGAACAGUUGCAGGCGGCUGAGCGCGCCAAGGAACAGGCUCAGAGCAGUAGUGUCACGUCGCCACAAGCGGUGGCCGAAGCUGCUGCCCGGGCGGCAGAGGAUGAACGGGCGGCAGCUGAGGCGGCCAAGGCCUUCGCUGCGGAAAUGAAGAUGUCGCGCAACAUUGCGCGGGCGCUGGUGCCGGAGCAGGGGCCGGAAGCGGCGGCCAUUGUGAAUUUGAACUCAGAGGAGACCAGGGACGUGCGAGAGAAGGCCAUGCCGAAGGCACCUGAGGAGCAGCCAGCAGACGGGCCACCACGGCCUGAUGGCAAGCGCCAGAAGAUCAGCCACACGGACGCGGAACUGGAAAAACGUGAGAAGAUCAAUCGCCUCACGGACCUCUGCGACCGACUGCUGGAGCGCGGCGUCUUGGUCUACGACUCCGCCAGGGAGCUCUUGGCUAUCGAUGUGCGGCAGCGCAAGGAACAGCUGGCUACGGAGUCCGCCGAUGGCUCCGGCCUCUCGAGCUCGCCGCCGGCCGCAGCAACAGCGGCAACAGCAGCCGCGCCCGUGGCGACCGAACCGGUGGAAGCAAAGGCGAAAGCGCAACCGGCGGUGCUGUACACCAACAAACGCUUCAAAGCCAGCGAUGGCAGUGCGGCCGUGACGGAAGUCACAGGGACUGCUGCAAGUGAUGGGGCCAACACAGGAACUGCAGCUGCGUCCUUGUUCUGGCAAUUCCGCUGGGGUCACAAUGUGUCCGAAGUCAACGGACCCUUCGACAGCGUCACCAUGCAGGGCUGGGUCAUGCAGGGCUGCUUCAGCGAGGAACGCCCCGCCGAGGUCAGGCAAUGCAACGAGCGAAACGAACCUCAAGAACAGUGUUGGCAUCCAUGGGACCGCAUUGACUUCGAACUGUACAUUUGAGGCGCGUAGCACAGGCAGACGGAUGUGACAACUUAAGAGCAAGUCUUCGAC